UUUUCAGAGAAUGCAGGAAGUGACUUUGCUUGGAACACUGGGUAUGUGAUGGAGCCUAAACCCAGGAAGGCAUGCUCCUGAACUCAGAAGGGCCCAGCACCCCAGGACCAGCCUUCGGCCUUAGUAGAAACCUGAUUCAGCUAAAUAAAACGGGAGAGGGAGGUUGAGACCUGGGGGACUUGUCGGCUCAGUGCUCCUGAGGUAACCAUUAAUCCUUCCACUGGGAGAAUCCAGGAACUAGCCCUUUGAGGGGCAGAUGCUGGAGAGAAUGGAGGAACGCAUAAAGGAAGGCUCUGAACUUGGGGAGCAGAGGGUCCUGAUUGACAACCCUGCUGACAUUCUGGUCAUUGCUGCGUAUUUCCUGCUGGUCAUUGGCGUUGGCUUAUGGUCUAUGUUCAGAACCAACAGAGGCACAGUUGGUGGCUAUUUCCUGGCAGGACGAAACAUGGUGUGGUGGCCGGUUGGAGCCUCUCUGUUCGCCAGCAACAUUGGCAGUGGUCAUUUUGUGGGCCUGGCAGGGACUGGUGCGGCAAGCGGCUUGGCUGUGGCUGGAUUUGAAUGGAAUGCGCUCUUUGUGGUGCUGCUCCUCGGCUGGCUCUUCGUGCCUGUGUAUCUGACCGCUGGUGUGAUUACAAUGCCUCAGUACCUACGCAAGCGCUUUGGUGGGCACCGUAUACGCCUCUACCUGUCGGUGCUCUCACUUUUUUUGUACAUCUUCACCAAGAUCUCGGUGGACAUGUUUUCCGGGGCGGUUUUCAUACAGCAGGCCCUGGGCUGGAACAUUUAUGCUUCUGUCAUUGCACUCUUGGGCAUCACCAUGAUUUAUACUGUGACAGGAGGCCUGGCAGCACUGAUGUAUACAGACACUGUGCAGACCUUUGUCAUUCUUGCCGGGGCCUUCGUCCUCAGUGGUUACGCUUUCCAUGAAGUGGGCGGGUACUCGGGUCUCUUCGACAAAUACCUGGGAGCAGUGACUUCGCUGACAGUGUCCAAGGAUCCAGCUAUUGGCAACAUCUCCAGCACCUGCUACCAACCGAGGCCCGACUCCUAUCACCUACUGCGUGACCCAGUGACAGGAGACCUGCCAUGGCCUGCACUGCUCCUGGGGCUUACCAUUGUCUCAGGCUGGUAUUGGUGCAGCGACCAGGUAAUAGUGCAGCGCUGCCUGGCUGGGAAGAAUCUGACUCACAUCAAAGCUGGCUGCAUCCUGUGUGGCUACCUGAAGCUGAUGCCCAUGUUCCUUAUGGUCAUGCCAGGCAUGAUCAGCCGCAUUCUUUACCCAGAUGAAGUUGCAUGUGUGGUACCUGAGGUGUGUAAGCGGGUGUGUGGCACUGAGGUGGGCUGCUCUAAUAUCGCCUACCCACAGCUUGUUGUGAGGCUCAUGCCCAACGGUUUGCGUGGACUCAUGCUAGCAGUCAUGCUGGCCGCCCUCAUGUCUUCUUUAGCAUCCAUCUUUAAUAGCAGUAGCACACUUUUCACUAUGGACAUCUAUACACGCCUGCGGCCCAGUGCGGGCGACAGGGAGCUGCUGAUUGUUGGAAGGCUUUGGGUGGUGUUCAUUGUGGCGGUGUCAGUGGCUUGGCUGCCUGUAGUGCAGGCGGCACAGGGCGGGCAGCUCUUUGACUACAUCCAGUCUAUCUCCAGCUACCUGGCACCUCCAGUCUCGGCAGUCUUUGUGCUCGCACUCUUCGUACCCCGUGUUAAUGAGAAGGGUGCAUUCUGGGGACUAGUUGGGGGCCUGCUGAUGGGGCUAGCGAGGCUCAUACCUGAGUUCUUCUUUGGCUCGGGUAGUUGUGUGCGACCCUCAGCAUGCCCAGCGCUGCUUUGCCGGGUACACUACCUCUAUUUUGCCAUCGUACUCUUCAUCUGCUCUGGCCUCCUCACACUUGUAGUCUCCCUGUGCAGUGCACCCAUCCCACAGAAGCAUCUCCACCGCCUGGUUUUCAGUCUCCGGCACAGCAAGGAGGAACGGGAGGACCUAGACACUGAUGAGUUAGAAAGCCCAACCCCGUCCCCUGUGCAGAACAGGUUCCAGGAACAUGCGGUGGUGAUGGAAGAUGUCCAGUCCCCAGCACCGAGCCUGCUCCGCCGGUGCCUGCUCUGGUUCUGUGGAAUGAGCAGGAGUGGGUCAGGGAGUCCUCCACCCACCAGUGAGGAGGUGGCUGCAACAACUCGGCAACUGGAGGACAUCAGUGAGGACCCUGGCUGGGCCCGCGCAGUCAACCUCAAUGCCCUGCUCAUGAUGACUGUGGCAGUGUUCCUCUGGGGCUUUUAUGCAUAG
This is a messenger RNA of Phodopus roborovskii (desert hamster), 2281 nucleotides long. RefSeq names its product solute carrier family 5 member 2 (gene Slc5a2). The transcript is spliced from 14 exons. NCBI's taxonomy places the organism in Eukaryota, Metazoa, Chordata, Mammalia, Rodentia, Cricetidae. Bases 257 to 2281 code for a protein of 674 amino acids. Gene Ontology annotation, cellular component: plasma membrane. Gene Ontology annotation, biological process: transmembrane transport; sodium ion transport. The record is from RefSeq and is a predicted model, not a curated record. Gene Ontology annotation, molecular function: D-glucose:sodium symporter activity.